AUGAAAUAUUUUCAAGUAUGUUCUCUUACUGAUGAAAAUGCAACAGUUGGAUCAAUAGGAACAUUUUGUGGAAUCAUCUUUUCAAGUUGGAAUAUUUUAUGUGAUAAUCUCAAUCCAUAUUCUGAACCUUGUCCGUCGGGCUAUUCUAAAUAUUCAUGGAAUACGGGUGUGUAUGACAUUACUCUCUUCACAUGUCAAAAGGAUAAUACAUCUUCAAAUGAUCGUCCAGGCACUCUUUGUGGUUUUUAUUCAAAUCAGGAUGAGGGUAAUCAGGUGCCGUGUAAUGGUUAUUAUCCUGGUCGAGGAAAAUGUCCGCGAGGCUAUACAUUGCGUGAGGAAACAAUUACAAACGUCCAUACACUUCGCCUUUGUGUGAAGGAUUAA
Messenger RNA from Rotaria sp. Silwood2, 384 nucleotides. The record is from the annotation of a GenBank genome assembly. NCBI's taxonomy places the organism in Eukaryota, Metazoa, Rotifera, Eurotatoria, Philodinida, Philodinidae.